UUCCAUUUACAAAUUGCUCAAUUAAGGGGACUGCAGCCGCAAUAAAACUACUGAAAAUUAACGUUAAGUAUGCCAGAGCCAGCACCCAUUUACAGCCAAUGAGAGUGGAGCCAAGGGACAAGGCCCAAAAUGCAACAUUUGGCUUUAAUGGACGGCACGAACCAGGCAGAAAGCAAAUAUUGACAUAACACGUCAACGAUUGAGUGGCGGAGGAAGCCACAGCAGGCAGAAGCAGCAGACCAUACGGCGGGGAAUUUGGGAGCACAAAGAAUGUGUUAUGGCCACAACGAGAACCCAGGGAGAUGCUGAGCCAAGAACAGGGACGGUGCCAGGGCAGCAAGGAAGUAGGAAGCUCUCCACAGCCAGCUGCACAGGUGGCAUCGGAGCAACUGCAGCCAGCUGGCAGAGCUGCUACUACUGCACAAGAGAGCAUUUCAAGAACAUACCAGAGUUCGUCAGUCACCUGCGGAAUCGGCAUUGCACGAGGGAAGGCGGUUCUUUCGUCUGCCGCUAUGGCUUCAACGGAGUGUGCGCCUCAUUGCCGCUGGACGGCGUCUCGGAUCGCGACUACGAUGCCCAUGUAGCCAAGUAUCACGUGAACCAGCUUACCCGCGAGAUGCCGCCCGAGUGGGGCGUCUACUCGGCGGCCCAGAACCUGCCAGCCGUCCUCAACGAUCCCUCACGUGGCAAGCAGAGCAAUCUGUUCACCAAAAAGUGGGGCGAGCAGUUUGUGGAGCGCAUGCAUGUCCCAGCAUCCUCCAGGCUGCCGGACAUCACCCAUGCGGACUUUGCGGUGUAUUUGGGCAGCAUUGGGAAGCGCUAUCGCUGGCAUGAGCGGCGCCAGCAGCAGCUGCAGCGGGACAUUCCUCUGGAGAAUGGAACAGGAGGAGCAGCAGGAUCCAUCGGAAGUCCCACGCAUUUGAGUUCCGUGCCGGAUAUAUUCCUUAAGUCGCAGCUGCAGCUGCAUCAUGCCCCCACCUUCAAGCAGGUCUUUCCGGACCUCAUGCAAUCCUCGGAGUCGAGUCCGUCGACGCACCAGCAGACGGGAAGGCAGCUACAGGAGCAACUGAGUCAGUAUCUGGACGUUGUAGAGGUGAAGAUAGCACAGCAGGUGUCCCAGAAGUCCGCAGCCUUCUUUCAUGCCAUGACCACGCAGCACGCCAUCCUGGCGGAGAUGGAGCAGGCGGCCGAGCAGGUGCGGCAGCUCCGUUCAGCCCUCGCACAGCUGCACAACAGCUCCGUGGUGGAUAGCUUUAAGGUCCUGCGCUAUGCGAAGCGGCGGCAGCACUACAAUUUAACCCUCGACAAGCUCCGAUUGAUGGCCACGGUGCACAAGACACAGCCGAUGCUCCAGCUGCUCCUCGGGACACAGGACUAUGUGGCCGCACUGGACCUGAUUGGAACGACGCAGGAGAUACUGUCAGCGGAACUGCUGGGCGUGCACUGCUUCAAGCAUCUCCCCAUGCAGCUCAGUGAGAUGGAGAAGCUCAUCGACAAGAUGCUGACUACGGAAUUCGAGCGGUACGCCGCCUCCGACCUCAACAGACCUCUGACCCCCGAGGGCCUGCUGGAGACGGAGAGCGUGUGCGCGGAGGAGGACAAGUUGGUGGCCAUUGUGAUGGGUCUGCUGCGCAAGCAGAAUUUCUCGUUUGUACAGUCCUACCAGCAGGAGGCCAUCGCCACCAUUCGGGCCAUCAUCAAGCAGUUGCUCAUCGAAGUCCUCUCGCGCAGCGACAGCGACAAGGAGAUCAGUCUCACUGGAGCGGGAGAACAGGCCUUGGAGCUGACCCUUCCCGAAUGGAUCGCCCUGCUGCAGCGUUCGAGUCAGGCUUUGACCUCCAUUCUGGAGCGGAUCAAGGCUGUGGUGGGGAUAAUGCAGCAGACAGCCGAUGCUGCCGUCGGAGCCCAGGACACCGUCAAUCUGAUCGAUUCGGAGGCCUUCCUGAGCGCCAGCCACCACGAGCAGCUGCGCUCCCAGCUGCAGCUGCUUCUGCAGAACGUCUGCCACUACUGUCACGAGCGCUGUGCCAACAUCGUCUCGCCCCAGAGCCUCGAGCGGAGUUCGGCCAGCGAGCAGGAGCUCUCCCAGCUGUCGGACAUCGUCGAGCAGUUCAGCGAGACCACGAAGAGCAUCUGUGGCGUGGCCAGCGUUCCCCUGCAGCUGGCCCUAAAGGUGCAGGCCUCACGCUACGCCCAGCGAUUCCAUUCCGAGCACAAGCAUAAGCUCUCGCUGCUCCUCGACCAAGAGAGAUGGCGACAGGUUGACAUCCCCCACGAAUUCCAGCGCAUCAUCGAGCGCAUGUCCUCGGGGGACUAUGCCAAGCCCGAAGGUUCGCUCAUCAGCAACGGAGGAGGAAAUCCCGUGCUGCUGCUGGAGGGCAAGCAGCCGUAUGCUUUGGUCAGUGCCUCCCUGAUGCUCAUCCAAAUGCUGUACGAAUACGGGGGCAGUGCGCAUCGUCUGCCGUUCCUGGCCAGCUAUCAUUCGAGGAACGUGGUGGAUCUCUUGCGCUGCUUCAACUCCCGCAGCUGUCAGUUAAUCAUCGGAGCGGGAGCCAUGCGUGUGGCUGGACUAAAGACGAUCACUAGCACCAAUCUGGCGUUGGUUUCGCGGGCCCUGCAGCUGGUCCUGUGGCUGUUGCCGCGCAUCAAGGAGCACUUCCAUUCGAUGAGUGGCUACGAGGCCAUCGAACGCGACUAUCAGGGUCACAUCAAGGAGAUCGAAAGCAAGAUCCACGGCAUCGUUUCAGAGCGCGUGGCCGCGCAGCUGGAGGCCUGGGAGGCCCGUCCGCCCAUUCCCUCGCAGACCUUCCGACACAUCUCGCGGCAUCUGGUGAAGCUGCACGAGGCCAUUGCGGGGGUCCUGCCCGAGGCGCAGAUCCACGAGAUCUACGGCGUGAUGCACCGCAACUUCAAGGAUCGCCUGAGAGAGCAGCUCCUCAAGCUUAACGUCAACAAUAACGGGGGGCCGCAGCACGGCGUCGUCACCUCAGAGCUCACCUUCUAUAUGGAGACAUUGCGCACGCUGAAGGCCCUGCCAGCGACGCAGCUGGACAAUGGGAUCCUCGAGGAGAUCUGGCUCUACUGAAGUAUUUCACAAAGCAUCAUCUUCAUUGUUUGUUAUCCCCAUGGGUCGGAUCGGAUCGGAUCGGAUCGGAUCCCAUACCAUCCCCCUCUUCUACGUUAUUCUUGUUUUAUCGCCUCCUUUUAUCGUUAAUCCACGUAUGUAUUUUGUUUUGCAAUUGUAUAUUGAGUCCUAGUUUUAUGUUCCUCCCAAAAACGCAGAAAGGAUUUUGCACUUUUUAUAAUAGUUAAGAUUAAAGUUGAAAGAAUGAUAAUGAUUAAAGAAAUACUAUAGUUAAUAA
Molecule: messenger RNA, 3362 nt
Organism: Drosophila persimilis
Lineage: Eukaryota; Metazoa; Arthropoda; Insecta; Diptera; Drosophilidae
Gene: scat
Product: vacuolar protein sorting-associated protein 54
Exons: 2
Coding region: 278-3085 (935 amino acids)
Biological process (GO): Golgi to vacuole transport; retrograde transport, endosome to Golgi
Cellular component (GO): GARP complex
Molecular function (GO): syntaxin binding
Source: RefSeq, a predicted model, not a curated record